This is a messenger RNA of Coccomyxa subellipsoidea C-169, 2985 nucleotides long. Its product is annotated as putative isoamylase-type starch debranching enzyme. Gene Ontology annotation, biological process: carbohydrate metabolic process. The transcript has 13 exons. The record is from RefSeq and is a predicted model, not a curated record. NCBI's taxonomy places the organism in Eukaryota, Viridiplantae, Chlorophyta, Trebouxiophyceae, Coccomyxaceae. The coding region runs from base 210 to 2555 and encodes 781 amino acids. Gene Ontology annotation, molecular function: hydrolase activity, hydrolyzing O-glycosyl compounds.
GCCUAUUGAUUGCUAUAUGCAACAAUCAUAUGUCCAAUUCAUAGAAGUAUCAGAGCGGCCAUAUUUCGCGUUCUCCGAGUCUGUGAAGCUCAGAGCGCGCGCUACAUCUCCGGUACAAUAUUGCUCAGAUAUGCUAUAUGCCGGCAUGAAUUGACAUCACUCAUUUCCAUAUUAUUAAAUAUCGUAGAUAUUAUCUCGUCUCAGGAGCUAUGGUUAGAGCUGGCGCUGUUGGUCAACUCCAUGCGCCAAAUCCAUGCCGUCAGAGAUCUGCAACAUUCUCUGCCUCACACCCGACCUUCGGCGCUUCCAUACUGAUCAAAGGGCAUAAAUUGAAUCUUGAGAGCUUCUCCAAGCUGCGCAACAGCGGAAGACGGCAUUCAGGACAGAUGCGCCAGCUGAUCAGGCAUGGAGCCAAUGCACUGUUGAGGACUGUCUCCACCAAACAAGCGGAAGCAACCCAUGCGAAGCCAGGGCCUUUCAAGAGGAUUUCAGUGAACCCUGGGACGCCAGAGCCUCUUGGGCCAUCAAAGAUAUCUGAAAGCGCCAAGUCUGGGGUCAACUUUGCACUAUUUUCCGAGCAUGCCACUGCGAUCACGCUGCUCCUGUCGGACAAAGAUGACAAGAACACAGUGGAGAUUGAGCUGGACCCAGCAACCCACCGGACUGGUAACGUCUGGCAUGCAGCUGUGGAGGGCUGCCCUCUGUCUGGAGUCCUCUAUGGAUACAAGGUGGAGGCAUUCUUAAAUGCUGCUGUCUGGUGCCACAGGUGGGACAGCUCAAGGGUCCUUCUGGACCCAUAUGCGCCAUUGGUGAAGGGCCGCGCGGAAUUUGCAAAGCGGGACGACUUUGAGCGCUUUGAGGAGAAGACGGGCAGCCAGUUCAGAGGCACCUUCGAGUUGGACGCCGCUCCAUUUGACUGGGGCAAGGACUACAAAAGGCCAAACCUGGCACCAGAGGACGUCAUCGUGUACGAGAUGGGAGUGCGCUCCUUCACUGCUGAUGAGUCCAGCGGCGUGGGACCUGGAAAGGAGGGCACCUAUGCAGGCCUCAUUGCAAAGAUUCCACACCUGGUGGAGCUGGGCAUCACUGCAGUGGAGGUGCUGCCGGUGUUUGAGUAUGACGAGCUGGAGUUCCAGCGCUCGCCCAACCCGCGCGACCACAUGGUCAACAUCUGGGGCUACUCCCACCUCUCCUUCUUCGCCCCCAUGAGCCGCUUCGGCUCGGGCGGCAAGGGCCCCGCCGCUGCCGCGCGCGAGCUCAAGCAGCUCGUCAAAGCGCUGCACGCUGCCGGCAUUGAGGUUCUCCUGGACGUCGUCUACAACCACACCGUCGAAGGUGGCGAUGACGACCCUUACACAAUGUCAUGGCGGGGCAUCGACAACAAGGUGUACUACAUGGUGGACACCAACCAGUACGUGCAGCUGCUCAACUACUCCGGCUGCGGCAACACUGUCUCCGGCAAUCACCCAGUCACCAAGCAGCUCAUCAUCGACUCCCUCCGACAGUGGGUGGAGGAGUAUCACGUGGAUGGGUUCCGCUUUGACCUGGCGUCGGCGUUGUGCCGGGAUGAGAAGGGCAACCCGAUGGAGGUGCCGCCGCUCAUCCACGACAUUGCCAAGGACCCAGUCCUCAGCAAGGUGAAGCUGAUUGCGGAGCCGUGGGACUGCGGCGGCCUGUACCAGGUGGGCGGUUUCCCCAACUGGGAUGUAUGGGGUGAGUGGAACGGCAAAUACAGGGACGACGUGCGCCGCUUCAUCAAGGGCGACGACGGCACGAAGGCUGCCUUCGCCACCCGCCUCUCCGGCUCGGCAGACCUCUACCACGUCAAUCAGCGGAAGCCGACGCAUGGAGUGAAUUUCAUCAUUGCGCACGACGGCUUCACGCUGUACGACCUGGUGGCCUACAACGAGAAGCACAACGAUGCCAACGGGGAGGGCAACCGCGACGGCUCCAACGACAACUUCUCAUGGAACUGCGGCGCGGAGGGCGAGACAGGGGACGAGGGCAUCAAUGCGCUGCGGCAGCGCCAGAUGCGCAACCUGCACCUCGCGCUCGCUGUGUCCCAGGGCAUGCCCAUGGUCCUCAUGGGUGAUGAGUACGCGCAGACGCGCGGAGGCAACAACAACUGGUACGGACAAGACACCAAGAUGACACGCUUUGAUUGGAACGCAUUGGAGGCCCAGCGCGACACAUUCUUCCGGUACUACAGCGGCCUGCUCAAGUUCAGGAGAGGGCACCCUCUACUGGGCCGGCCAGAAUUUCUGACGCCUGAGGACGUCACAUGGCACGAGGACAACUGGGACAACCCAGAGAGCAAAUUCCUGGCCUUCAGCCUCCAUGACAGGGGCCAGGGCUGUGGGGACCUGUACAUUGCAUUCAAUGCGCACGCAUACGCCAUCACUGUUGGCCUGCCGGGGGGCCUCAGCUGGGUGCGUGUGGUGGACACCAAUCUGCCCUCGCCGCGUGACUUCACCCCAGACAAUGACAAGGUGCUGGCCGGCGACUACACUGUGAACCCCUUCUCCUCCAUCAUGCUCAAGGCUGUGGCUGCUUGAGGCGACUGCAGAUCAUGCCUUGGGAGGAGCGUUCACGGCAAACACAUCGUGUUGUUUUGAAGGCCAAUUUUGCCAACCUUGGGCCCAGAUGAGUGUGUGUGAAUUUAAAAGGAGGCCGUUCGGUUUGCUUUCCACAAGUUUGCUGAAUGGACACAUUGUUGUUUUGUCAUUAAGACAAUACUUGAGAGUAUGAGCCAGACGCCACUGGAUUCAUCACUUGAAUGAUGCAUCUCAAAUAAAACCUCUUCGCUGAAAGAAUUGUAGAAGGAAAACUUCUUAGAGCAAGACUUCCCGUACACAUGAAGGCUUGUCAAUAAGGAAUCUGCGUGCCUUCCAUAAAGAAAAUUGCAACGUGCUUGUGACUUACGGGUUUUCAUUCACAAUCCAGUAGAUGACGCAGGAGAAUUGUUCAAUUAAACAAGCAUAUAAC